AUGCUCCACACGGCGGACUACAUCUUCGGCAAACGGUCUCAAGCCCUCGGACCGCUGCCAUCUCCCAAUGACACCGUCUCAAUUCAGCCCUUGUUCCAGCCUUUUCUCCGGUUGCCUCCAGAGCUUCAAGAGAUGAUACUCAUGUAUGCCACCGGACUAACACGGGACUAUGAUUUGUGCCACGGUGCACUCUCCCGAACAUCUGGGUCAGCCGAACCACCCAUCAGUCUCUCCGGCAUGUUUCGGAUAUCCCCACCCAUCACCGCUACAAUGCUACCUUACAUCUUCCACCGCACAAACUUUCACUUUGGCCUCACAGGAACCACAAACUUCCUCUGGCAAUGCGGACCCGGCAACCGCCGCCACAUCCGACGUCUCGCUUUUCACUUCGGGCACAGUGCACUGCUGCAUUGCAUGAGAUGGUUAUCACCAGAUGAACUAUACGAACUUUUGGAACCCCCACAUCAAAACUACACACAACCCGGUCUACCACGAUUUUGGAGAUGCCAGUUACGAGCGCUUGUGAAGGAAGUACAUCUCCUCGAACUCACGAUUGACGUCAAGGGAAUCCCCCAAUCGGAAAUUGCAAUGAUGGUUAGAAUAGUAGUGGCAGCGUUUGGCAGUGUUGAGCGCGUCAAGAUUAUAGAAACGAGCUUGCGCGGGUCUACCAAAGUGCUUGCGAAGGAUGAUGAGAAACUCGUGGGGUUGGGAGGCGAGUCGUGGAGGGAGAUGAGUAAGGGGUAUGUGGAGAGGUAUAAGAGGCAGUGGCAUAGCUUGCAUCUCAAGAAGGGAUUAGGAGAGAUGAGCAUGGAGGAGUUGGAUGGGCUGAUGGAUAAGAACAAGGAGUUUUUUGAUAGUUGA
Pyrenophora tritici-repentis Pt-1C-BFP is the source of this 861-nucleotide messenger RNA. Lineage: Eukaryota; Fungi; Ascomycota; Dothideomycetes; Pleosporales; Pleosporaceae. The record is from RefSeq and is a predicted model, not a curated record.